AUGGACCAGCCAGGGACUAGUGACAGUGAAGACUCCUUGGAGGAGGAGGAGGGACCCAGUGUGGCCAGUCCUCAGCAGACAGCAGCAAAGCAGCGGGGGGAUGAGAUUUUGGUAUUCCCUGACCUGCAGUUGAGAGAGAAUGCAGAGCCGCUUCAGCCUUCCAACUGGGAAUUCCAAAGGGUGUCAAAAAAUGAAACCUGCCGAAGUUCAAUGAACCUGCAGCACUUCCUACACUAUUCGCUUCUUCCAUCAAUUGCCAUCAUUAUUGUGCUGUCAUGGCUUGAGAAAAGACAUAGAAGAAAGCCCAUGGAUGAACAGCAGCCCCUUCUCAGGAGACAGUGUGGGAUUGUGAUACCAUUGGAUUUUGUAGGGGGAUACCACAAUCGGUGGUCAAUGGCCUUUGCCUUUGGAACUACAGCCAACAAGGUCAUGAUCCUGUUCUCAGAAGGAUACCUCCCUGUGCAAGUGCCCUCGUGGGCUCGAGCUUUUGUGAUUCUAGUCUGUGCCAUGGAAGUUGGCCUUUCUUCCUACCCGUUCUUUGCCUGCCUUUCAACACAGUUCCAGAUCACAGGAGCCAUGCUUGGAUUCCUUUAUACAGUGUCUUGGUUUACAAUCAUAGCGUUGAACACUGCACAGUGCCCACAUGGACAAGUAAUGGGGGAAUAUGAAGAUGUCAUUUUUUACUGGCCUUCCUUGCUCUGCCUGGUUUUCCUGCUGGGCAGAUUUAUCCAUAUAUUGGUGAAAGCGUCAUGGGUGUGUCUCCGAUUGGGUCUUCCAAGUGAGGAGAUGCCAUUCCUAGAGAUUCAUCAGGUUCGUUACGUCCAGCAACUGAUGAGGAAGCCUCCAAAGCUGCAGCCUCUGAAACCCUGGAUUCAGCGGAAAGUGUACAUAUGGGACCCUUACUUUCGGUUCCCCAGCAGAAUGAUCUGCAUGGCUGGGUUGGCCAUAAUCUGCCUCUACAUGUUUGUCGUUCUAGAGUUUUAUGUUAAGAAACAGAUGUUGAGCGCUCUCGAGGAGAGUUUCGAGAUGCUGGAAGCUGCCAGAAAUACAUCAGAAGCACUCGCAUCACCUGUCCAAUAUUUGAAAGAGUUUAUUGAUGUUGUAGAAGAUGUCUGGAUUGUCAGCACUGUCACUGCUUGCCUCACCAGUGUCAGCUACGUGCUCCACAUCUUGGCUUGUUACAGAAAACACAUGAAGCGUUUGUGGGCAGGGAAGAAGCAAUUCCUUCCGUUGAGUUCUUGCAAAAUUUCUCACAGCGCGGCAGCUAUAGCAAGAUACUCGGGCUCGCAAAUUGCAUACCUUUUAUGGGGGUACCUGAUCGUCCACAUUGUACAGUUCCUUUUUGGAGUGAUCCUCGUGUACAGUUUUGUUUUGCCCAUAAAACACGGCCAAGGGAUAGAAGUGGUGAAAACCUUGGGAACUGGGAUCCUCACAAUUGGCAUUGUGGUAGGCCUCAUGGUGCUGCAAAUUGUGGUGGCCACAAGGUUCUUUCUUCAGCCGAAGAUUUUCUUGGACGACAAGGAAAAGCCGUUGGCUCUCGACAACAGGAAAGCAUUCCAUAAUUUCAACUACUUCUUUUUCUUCUACAAUGUGUUGCUGGGCCUGAGUGCCUGCCUAUUCAGGCUGUUGUGCAGUGUGGUUGUGGGAACUUGGCUGAUUGCUCGCAUAGACAGGACGAUCAUGCCCAGAGGCUAUGAAGCAGCCGAUAUGGGAUUCAAGACCUGGAUUGGAAUGCUCCUGAUGGAUCACUAUCACACCAAUCCCAGCCUGGUCUGUUUUUGCUAUAUCCUUGUGGCCCAAAUCAGAGUGAGACAUCAACAGAAAGCCACAAGUUACCACUGCUUCAAUAAUGACACAGAUUUUAGGGUGUCAAAGAAGGCCAAGAUAAGAUGGCAGCUACUGUACACACUCCUAAACAAUCCCAGCCUCUCAACAUUCAGGAAGCCGAAAUGAUGGACAAACGGUAUGGAUGUUAUUCUGGGGCAGGGGAAUUGAAACCAGAUUCCUCCAGACCACAUUACCGCAUCCUCAAGAUUCA
Messenger RNA from Heteronotia binoei (common prickly gecko), 2038 nucleotides. RefSeq names its product stimulated by retinoic acid gene 6 protein-like. The transcript is spliced from 18 exons. Gene Ontology annotation, molecular function: signaling receptor activity; retinol transmembrane transporter activity. Lineage: Eukaryota; Metazoa; Chordata; Lepidosauria; Squamata; Gekkonidae. The coding region runs from base 1 to 1953 and encodes 650 amino acids. Gene Ontology annotation, biological process: vitamin A import into cell. Gene Ontology annotation, cellular component: plasma membrane. The record is from RefSeq and is a predicted model, not a curated record.